AUGGCGACCCGAUAUCGGAAGGGAAUGAACCCUAAGGUCCUCGAGGAUCACUGGAUCCGGUUAAAGAUCGAGGACGCCGAUACCAAACGCGAGGUCGAACGUUGGAUCCGACGGAUCCACGACCUGGUUCAGCCGGCUUUCGCGGAGCAGGGGAUCCCACCGGACGGGCUGCUCGGGCAAAGCGACGCCCGCAGGCAGCUCAAACAGCGGAUGAGGGACGACCUCUGGAAGCUGCCAGUGCUGACCGAACAGCGGGAGGAGGUGAUCGUACCAGCGUUGUAUGACCUAUAUCGCGUCUUUCGCGGCGCGUUUUCCCGUGGAGUGAGGGUCGCGAUGUCUCGUGAACUGUGCCGGCGCGAGCUCCAAUGCCAGCUCCCACCACACCCACCGCCACGGCCCCCGCUCCAGACAUGGAAACCCUCACUCCAAGUCCAGGGGAAACGCGCAGCGGAAGAAGUGAUACAGGUCAUACAAGGCUGGUAUGACUUCCUCCUCCCGCUGCUCGGCCAGCACUGGCAGCUUUCAGAGGUCGUCCCUCAUGCGCUGUUUCAGCUGCCUGCGGGCGUCGCUUUGCCCGAGCAGCCCGUCCGGUGGGAUCCCCUGCUCCGCGAAAGCCGGCUGUACCAGGUUGUGGAUCCGUCGGAUCCAGCGUUCGACCUCGCGUUUGGUAUCGGCGUCCUCGAUCUUCAGCCGGAUCCAGUGAUCCUCGACAGUCUUGGAGUCCAUGCCCUUCCGAUAUCGAAAGAUGUAAAAGGUGAGAAAGGUGAGAAAGGUGAGAAAGGUGAGAAAGGUGAGAAAGGUGAGAAAGGUGAGAAAGGUGAGAAAGGUGAGAAAGGUGAGAAAGGUGAGAAAGGUGAGGGAGGUGAGAAAGGUGAGAAAGGUGAGAAAGGUGAGGGAGGUGAGACAGGUGAGAAAGGUGAGAAAGGUGAGAAAGGUGAGAAAGGUGAGGGAGGUGAGAAAGGUGAGACAGGUGAGAAAGGUGAGAAAGGUGAGGGAGGUGAGACAGGUGAGAAAGGUGAGAAAGGUGAGACAGGUGAGGGAGGUGAGAAAGGUGAGGGAGAAGGCGAGGGAGGUGAGAAAGGCGAGGGAGAAGGCGAGGGAGGUGAGAAAGGCGAGGAAGGUGAGAAAGGUGAGGAAGGUGAGGAAGGUGAGGAAGGUGAGAGGAAGUUCAGAGAAGGGGCAAAGCCUCGAGUAUAA
This is a messenger RNA of Penicillium bovifimosum, 1197 nucleotides long. RefSeq lists its product as uncharacterized. The record is from RefSeq and is a predicted model, not a curated record. Bases 1 to 1197 code for a protein of 398 amino acids. The transcript has 2 exons. NCBI's taxonomy places the organism in Eukaryota, Fungi, Ascomycota, Eurotiomycetes, Eurotiales, Aspergillaceae.